AACAAACAUAAUUUUCUCUGCAUGCAACGAAACAAGAAAGCACAGUUUGUAAAGUUGAUGGAGAGGAUUGUAUGACAAGAUCAUCAUGAAGUGUACCGGCCACUUGGUGUUUUGUUUGCUGAUCGUGUGUCUGUCCGUCCGGCUUUCGAUUGCACAGGGUCAGCCAGCCAAAUGUCCACAAAAUUGUCCGCCCCAAUGGGUGAACUUGAUGAAACCAUAUCUGCCCAUGAUCGGCGAACUAGGGCCGAUGAACCGUUUAUGCCAAGAAGCCAACAAGAACAACAUCAUGUCUCCGUGCAGCAACCCCGGAAGUACCUGCACCCCGACCGGAAAUCCCACUAGUUUUGUCUGCUGUCCACGACAGUGUCUGGCUACCACGGAAAAAUGUUACAAUCAACAACCACCGCCAGCCAACCUGUGUGUGCCUACAGACGUAUCACGCUGGCAGGAUGCCUUCAUACAUGCCUUUAUGUCGGGAUAAAAAAAGCAAGAAAAGGACCAGUUGUUGUGACGCCAAAGGACCUAUCCUGCGUUUGUGUGCGUUGUUAAUUUAAAAUUUCUUCAAUUAAAAAACUGCCUGCAAA
Molecule: messenger RNA, 584 nt
Organism: Dreissena polymorpha
Lineage: Eukaryota; Metazoa; Mollusca; Bivalvia; Myida; Dreissenidae
Exons: 5
Coding region: 86-481 (131 amino acids)
Source: RefSeq, a predicted model, not a curated record